CACAACCCGGGAAAUGUCGGAGAUUCGCAAACUGAUCGGUUACUGCCCGCAAACAAACUCGCUUCGCGGAGACUUAACAGUGUGGGACACUGCGGUCCUGUUCGCGCAUUUGCGAUUCCGCGACUUGCAGCAAUGGGCGUGUGAUCAAAAUGACACUUUCACGAGGACGGAUCCAGUGGCGUUUUUUAGGUCAUCGUCUAUUUCCCCAAGUAGCACCACCUGUAGAACUUGGAGGAUGAAAAAUGCUAUCGAGCACGAAGUUGAGAAGAAGCUCCAAGAGUUAGAUCUGGCUGAUGUGCGUGAGCGCCGGUUUAAAACACUCUCGGGUGGAACGCAGCGUCGUGUGAUGCUCUUACUCGCACUACUUUUUGAGCCACCGCUGGUUUUACUUGAUGAACCAACUGCGGGUGUGGAUCCACUGGGAAGGCAAGUGGUGUGGCGGGUCUUGCGCGCUAUCUCUCAUAAUCGAAGUAGUUCGACGAAUGCGAACUCUUACGAUCCUCAGAACCGUCAAAGUAGUCAGUUCGUUUUGACAUCGCAUGCGAUGGAGGAGGUCGAAGCACUUUGUGACAAGGUGGCGCUACAACAUGCAGGUGAGCUUCGAGCGAUCGGCACCGUGUCGGAAAUGCGGAGCCAGUACAAACUCGGUUACGAGAUACGAGUGAAGUUUCGAGACGACUACAAGUGCGAAGACCAGGACGUCGAAGAUCAUAGUAAAACUCCUUGCACGUCCACGUGGACGAAGCUCGAGCAGAGAGUUCUACGUGAACAUGAUAUCUUCUUCGCCUCCACAUUUUUCCAGGGAUUCGACGAUGGUAGUGCUAAACAGUCCGCUUUGCACAAGAAGCUCGUGCGGACAAAGUCUUUGUCUCCAAAAACAAGCUAUGGCGGGAAAAAUCCCGACUCGGAUCCGGAGGAAGGUUUAUACCGCGAGGCGAAACCACUACUGUCGGAGAAGAAGAAUCUUCGUAAUGCCGAAAGCCGGGAGCAGGACUCCAAGUACUCUGCGACCACCUCUAGUACAGAUUCCUCGUCGUCGUCAAGCUCGACGAUAGAAGACUCCUCGGAAAGAGAACAAAGCGCAGGUCGCAAUAAUGCGAACAAUGAUUCUUCAUCAGCAACCGAGCCAGACGACGUCGGCGAGGAUCUACACCGUUCUGCAAUUCUUUUUCCGUUCGCGAUUUUUUCCUGGGUCCUUGCGCCUGCCUUCGAUGAUUUGGGAGUAUCCAAACACGGGAGAGAAGUUGACACCUACUCUAAGAAAACGAACUAUAGAUCUACUGCAGACCAGGAAGUGGCUCGGAGGUUGUCUUUGAAGCGGCGCAAUAGUGCAGCUAAAACACGCGUUCAAUCUAGCGAGGACGAUUGUCUAGAGGACGAAAUCGUUCGUGUAGCUCUGAAGGACGACCGAAAAAUAUCGUUUAAGAACAAAAGAAUUGUCGACGAUUUGUGCCAAAGCUCUAGUUGGCUGCGGGCUUUCACGCUCUGCUGCCGGCGACGAAGGGCGGAAAAAUCAAAGUCGUCAGCAGGUGGGAGCGAACCGGAGCUAUUCUCUUCGCCUCGACUUCUUCCGCUGCAUACUAACGCUUAUGUUGAUCGCCACAGUCCAGGCAUCGGGGAUGCAAAUAGUGUCGGUUGCGGGGUCGCAUCUUUGAGGCAGUGUCUUGCCAUGCCAGAUGGCAAGAAAUCCCUAGAAAACUUUUUGGAAGAGGCCGGAUUGCUUUCUGAGUUUUGCGCAGAACUUGCACAGCGUGUAAACCACCAGCGUCGCUGCGAGUUGGUUCUUGCGUUUGUCAGAAAUGCCCUCCAGCUGCAGGAUGGUUCCGGAGGCUCAUAUACGGUUGUCCCACUUUCGAACGCGGGUAACAAUUUUUCAUUCACGGUUUCGAGAAAGGAUGGCUUUCGCCUGUGCGAUGUUCGUCGAAUGAUGGAGGCCCUCGCGGAGUUGAAGAAUGUAGAUAGUAGAGGCCCCCAAUUUCUAGUAGAUGAGGUCAGCUUUUGCAAAAUCGGGCUGGACGUGGUGUUUCAGAAGUUGGAGCAACAUUGAGAGUCAAGAUUUUUGGAUUUCAUUUUACUUGAGUGGUUGCAUAACAGUCGUUUUCUACAGAGUGCUUGUGUGCCUGGUAAUCCGCACGUGGAAGCAAUACCAUGGACGCGAACUCGUAGUGUCUGUCUCACUGACUGUUGCAGUUUUUUGUCGGCCCUUGUCCCUCAGCAUGGCGAAAGUACCUCCCUUGACUGAGCCUAAGAAUAUGUUGCGUGACGCCAAUACCAACACACUCAUUUUGUCAUUCUCUUGUCGCCUGCUUAGCGUGAAC
Molecule: messenger RNA, 2318 nt
Organism: Amoebophrya sp. A25
Lineage: Eukaryota; Dinophyceae; Syndiniales; Amoebophryaceae
Source: the annotation of a GenBank genome assembly